Leptomonas pyrrhocoris is the source of this 1845-nucleotide messenger RNA. Its product is annotated as biopterin transporter putative (BT1). Bases 1 to 1845 code for a protein of 614 amino acids. The transcript has a single exon. Gene Ontology annotation, cellular component: membrane. Lineage: Eukaryota; Euglenozoa; Kinetoplastea; Trypanosomatida; Trypanosomatidae. The record is from RefSeq and is a predicted model, not a curated record.
AUGCCGUUCCUGGAGGAUGUGCCCGUCCUGGGUCUCGUUCUCAAGGCCUACAGCCCCCGCCUUGUUGUCUCGAUUGGUCUUGAGCGUGUCUUCGCGAAGGGUCUCGCACACGGCUUCAUGCGCUUCUCCAUUCAACCGAUGUUGACGCGCCGCUACGGUCUGUCGGGUGCCAUGUAUCAGCGCCUGUCGACUCUGUACGCGCUGGGCUGGUCAGUGAAUUCCUUCACGGCGAUCGCCGACACGUUUGCCCUCUUCGGCUACACGAAGCGGUGGUACUGCGUGGUGUGCACCCUUGGCUGCGGCGUCUUCGGCCUGCUCUACGGCCUGCUGCCUGCGAAGGAAUCCAGCGCGAAGCCGGCUGCUGCGUUCAUGUUUUUGACCGCGCUGUUUUUGGCAAACGUGGACACCUUCGCAUCGGCCAUCUACAGUCGGCGCAUCCGUCGCAACCCCGCGAGUGGUGCGGCCCUGGUGAGCUGGGCGUGGGGCUGCGCCUUGUUCGGCGCCAUGCUCGCUGCCGCCGUGCAGGGCUCGUUGACUGAUCACAACGUCACACAGGUUGGUAUUUACAUCGCCGCGGGUCUCCUCUUCUUCCUCAGUACGCUGUUCAUCUUUAACGUGUUUGGUGAGCAGCCAAACCGCGUUGCUCGCGUGGAGGACGCGAAGGCCGACUACAUCAUCAAGAGGCGCGAGGAGCGAGCGCCCGGGCAGAAGCAGCACGACGCCGAUCUUGACUUCGACGACAAGAAAGAGCUCGUGAAGGCGGUGCCGGAGGGGGAAGACGAGGAAGACUUGGCGGGCUUCGUGGAGCCGGAGGUGGACAGUGUGCUGUGGGGGGUCAUCGAGAUAAACAAGGAGGUCGUGACCCGCAACUGGCUCAUCAUCAUCUACUGCUGCCUGAACACGGCUGCCGUGGUCGCAACGGCCGUCGUGACGAUUCUCGGCACUCGUUGGGAUAUGAUGUGGGCGUGCGUGGCGAUGACCAUUGCCGUGUGCGGCUUUGGCUUCUUCAUGCUCCCGCUGAUUGUCGCCAAGGCCGGUACCUUCAUCUACCUGUUCAACAUUUUUUACCUCCAGCUUCCCGGCGUGCUGAACACCUUUUACGUCGCCAAGCCCAAGUGCUUGCCCGAUGGUCCGCACUUCAACUUCACCUUCUACAACCUCAUGAACGGCAUCAUCGGCAACGUGUGCAGUAUUAUCGGCAUCUCCAUCUUUGCCCACUGCUGCCAGAACUUGAGCUACCGCGCCAUCAUGGGAUCGUCGGCCAUCAUAAUUCCCCUCAUUUCAAUGUUCGACCUGAUCAUUGUGGAGCGGUGGAAUAUGUACAUCGGCAUCCCUGACCACGCCACGUACAUCCUGGGCGAAGGCGUCAUCUACUCCACAAUGAACAUGCUUAUUUCGAUGCCGGCAAUGCUGUUGAUGUCUCGCGUGGCGCCCCGCGGCUCCGAGUCGAUGGUGCUGGCGCUACUGAGUGCCGUUGCUCGCGUGGGUUCGUCGACCUCGUCUUCCCUGGGCUACCUGCUGAUGGAGACGAUCUGGCCCGUGGUGACGAGAGGCCAGUGCGACUACGACAACGCGCCGUGGCUGCUGAUCGCCGGCCACAUUGUGCUUCCUCUGUUCAUUGUGCCGCUGGCCUUUUUGCUGCUGCCCGCCUCUCGCAUCUGCGCCACGUUGGACGAGAACGGCGAUGAGGUUGAGGAGGUCAUUUUUCCUGACGCCGACAUGGACGUACAGCACGCGGAGGCGGACACAGCUGCCUCUCCCACGCGUGCCGAGUGGAACGGGACGGAGCAGCGCUCGCGUGUCUCAGUCGACGAUCGGCCGCACAAGUCCGGUCGCGUGGAGUGA